AUGGAUUGGUUGAAAUUGUUCACUCUUCUUGUAGCUGUUGCUUCCAUCUCUGUAAAGGCAGAUGGACCUAAGAAAAAGAUCCGCAUACAUCUACCACAGAAAGUGAAGCAUAUCCACCAUCAUAAGAAAAUUUACAUAACGAACCACCCUGCAUCCUCACAGUAUGCGCCGGCUUAUAUGCCGAGUGCCGAGGGCACAGUGGCGGUAUCUACGAACGUUUUGCCAGCUAUGGCAAAUAUUGUACCAUUAAACUCCGUGGAUCUUUACGACGAGUCUCAGCCACGGCUACCCAGUAUCUCCCCUGCGGCGUCGCAACUCUUGCCUUUAUACCAUGCUCGUGGAUACUACGGUCCAACUCCCGCUGAUAUAGAUGAAUCAGAUUACGAUACGGCUCCAGAGCCCGCUGAAUAUGUUCCCUCGUCUUAUUCAUCCCCGAGCGUUGGACAUUCUUCUGGUCAUCCUCCCAAGCGAGUAAAGAUUAUCAAAAUUAACGAGCAACCUCGUAAAAAAGUAAUACGAAAGGUUAAGCCAAAACGAGUAGUUAUACGAAAUAAACCUCAACCCCCACCCCCCUCAGACGGUGAACAUCCAGUAUCGACUUUUCAUGAACAAUUUUAUUCAGACAUUGACGGCUCUGGAACAAUAAGGAAAAUAAGAAAGCCACCGCGAGUAGAGAAAAUUGUGGACGGUGACACAGAACAUAUUCAUACAUACAGCGAGGAACAUAUACAUAAAGUUAUAUUGGAUGAUGGUCCAAAGAUUGGUAGUGUAGUUGGUGUCGAUCACUUUAAUGGAGUACCUAGUAUUUCUACCGGACAAGGAAUAAUACCAUUCAAAAAUUCUCAAACAUUGAUUGCCAUACCGUCUCACUCUUUUGGUAAUUUUCAGUCAUUAGGAAAUACGGGACACUUUGAAUAUGCUGCAUAUAAUCCUCGCGAAGUUACACAUGAUCAUAUAUUUCAUGAUCACGGAGAAAUUUCUUCGGAUAUAGAUUUAAAUAAGGAGUCUUUUGGUUUGCCUCCGAAAGUUUCUUAUAAUAGUAAUGGUUUGAGAAUCAGUGGUUCACAAAAAAGACAUAAAAUCAAACAUUCUCAAAAAAGCAAAAAGUUCUCCAAGCCCUCAUCAAAUGAUUUCUCUUACUAUGAGAGUAUUUACUCUCCAAACAGUAGACCAAAUAAAAUACAGAGGCCUUCAUUAACAGUACCUUCGUUUGAAGUUUCUGAUGAGGCAAACUUUGAAGAUUAUAGGCCUGUUCCCGAUUUUGGAUACAAAGAAAAUAAAAAGCCUCGUAAUUCUGUAGCCACAUAUUAUGGCAAAUCAUCAAAUGAUUAUCGACUGCAACAAGCUAGUGCUCCAGCUCCAUUUUCCGUGUCAUCGACUGUAGUACACGAAUAUAAACCAAAAAGAUUUCCAGGAUCAGCUUCUGCACCUUCAAGCUUAACAAAAGUAAGAGACCCCUUCGCUAAUUUCAAAGAUUCUUAUGGAAAUAACUAUGAAUACGACACGUUUGCUUCCUCGUCAAACGUUUAUGCGUCUGAGGAUAAAAAUGACGUUGGAUUUUCAAAUCAAAAUAAAAAGGGAAAUAAAAAGUCAAUAUCGACCCAAAAUAUUAGGUUUGGCAACCAAGAUCACAUAACAUACGUUGAUCAUUUGGAAGAUCAAAGUUUUGUAGAUGACUUGGAUGACGGCCCAACGGCGUUAGAAAAUGACGAUCAAUUUGAGCGAUCACAAAAUAGUGAAUCAGUAACAACGGGAACAUACACGAUAAAAGAUUCUUCUCAAGCCCAUCAAUACUACACUAUGAUGGCUGCGAAGGCUCUUCAAGGUGAACAAAUAUCUGUGCCUGAAGCUUCCAACGAUAAUUUCCAUUAUGCUGCAGCGCCGACUCCUUCAACGACAGAGUUUGCAUCUUCAGCGACUUCUGCCAUGCCCAGUUCAAAUCUUUAUAAUUUUCAAAGUACAGAAAAUCCUCACACUGAAUCUCCAAAAUAUAUUCCUGAUUUAAAAUCUACUAGUAAGAAUAAAGAAGCGUCUCAUCAACCGAAUUACAGCAACGUUCUCAUGGAACCUAGGGAUCAUUACAGAACAAGAGUGAUACAAAGUCAGGAGUCGGCAAGAUCACAGGAUCAAGGUUCUCCAAUUGUUAGAGGAAAACUUAAAUAUGGUGACAAAAUUUAA
Molecule: messenger RNA, 2178 nt
Organism: Vanessa atalanta (red admiral)
Lineage: Eukaryota; Metazoa; Arthropoda; Insecta; Lepidoptera; Nymphalidae
Exons: 4
Coding region: 1-2178 (725 amino acids)
Source: RefSeq, a predicted model, not a curated record